AUGAAGGCAGACCGUACCAAGCAGGCCGACAAGAUGCUUCGUACCCCCAAGUGCUCGCGGUGCCGGAACCAUGGCUUCCUGGUACCAGUCAAGGGCCAUGCGGGCAAGUGCCGCUGGAAGCAGUGCACCUGCGAGAAGUGCUACUUGAUCACCGAGCGCCAGAAGAUCAUGGCUGCACAAAAGGUGCUCAAGAAGCAGGCCCCUGGAGAGGAGCAGGAGGUGGCCCUGGGCGCACAGGGACCCCAGCUGGCCUCCGGGAGCGCGGCCGCCAACCCGGGCCCAAGGUUCUACCCGCUGCCUCCGCUUGCCGUUUUGGGAGACGCGCAGCCGGGCCCUUCGGGCCAAGCGGCCGCCUGCUUCCCUGAGAGGCCCCCGCGGGGCUGGAGCCCUGGCACGAGUGCCUUCCAGCCCAUUCUGGGUGGCCGCAAUUGUGGCCACAUGGGCCUGAGCGAACACGCCGCCAGGGCCAGGCCCAGUUCUCUGGAGCCCCAGCUGGCGGCGGAGGCCACCGGCCGGGGCUACCCCGGCUGCCUGGAGCUGCGCAGACCGCCGCGGCCUGUGCCCAGCCCGCUGUUCGCCGACUUCGGGCUCCCUCUGAGCAUCAACUCAGAUUCUGUGGUGGGGUCUGAGUACCUGGAGAGAGAACCUCCCAAGCUGUACCCCAGCUGCUCCAGCAUGCACCCCUACGGCCCUUUUCCGCUGGGCUACCAGGGUGCGUCCCCUGCCGCGGGGCCCCCUCUGCAGCAGCGUUUCGGGCAUGUGUCCUAUAGCCACUACAAUGGAGGAGGCUUGGUGGCGGACCCCAUGGGAGACUUCCAGCCGAGCUACUACCCGCCGCGGGCGCCAUCGCAGCAGCCCCAGUUCCUCCCGCCGGGCUUCCUCUCUGCGCUCCACUUCUUCCCGCCGCCGCCACCGCCGCCGCCGCCGCCUCCAGCAAGCUUCUCGCUGACCAUCCUGUCUGACAUGGACAAGGAGAACACCGUUCCUGUGGGCAAAGACGUGGAGGAUGGCAUGCAUGUGGUGCCGAAAGACCAGAAGUGCCAGGCCUCUCUGGCUGGGGAAGAAGCAUAUGACCAGGACGUGGAGGGGCCAAUCGAGCCCAGCCAGCCAUCGUCCCAGGAGCAGUCCGACUAG
Messenger RNA from Dama dama (fallow deer), 1134 nucleotides. RefSeq names its product DMRT like family B with proline rich C-terminal 1 (gene DMRTB1). Gene Ontology annotation, biological process: germ cell development; regulation of transcription by RNA polymerase II; sex differentiation. Bases 1 to 1134 code for a protein of 377 amino acids. Gene Ontology annotation, cellular component: nucleus. NCBI's taxonomy places the organism in Eukaryota, Metazoa, Chordata, Mammalia, Artiodactyla, Cervidae. The transcript is spliced from 5 exons. The record is from RefSeq and is a predicted model, not a curated record. Gene Ontology annotation, molecular function: RNA polymerase II cis-regulatory region sequence-specific DNA binding; DNA-binding transcription factor activity, RNA polymerase II-specific.